This is a messenger RNA of Entrophospora sp. SA101, 366 nucleotides long. The record is from the annotation of a GenBank genome assembly. Lineage: Eukaryota; Fungi; Glomeromycota; Glomeromycetes; Entrophosporales; Entrophosporaceae.
AUGUAUUAUAGAAAUGCAAAUUGUGCUGUAGUAGUAUAUGAUAUAUCUCAAGCAUCUUCUCUCGAGAAAGCUAAAGCAUGGGUAAAAGAAUUACAGAGACAAGCCGAUCCAAAUAUUAUUAUUGCACUUGCAGGAAAUAAAUGUGAUUUGAGCUCACCUAAAGCUUAUGCAGAUAGUGCAGGACUUUUGUUUUUUGAAACUUCAGCUAAAACAUCUCACAAUGUUCGUGAAUUAUUCACAUCAAUAGCAAAGAGAUUACCUCUUGAUCAAUUAGCUGCUAAUUCACGUGGAAGAUCCGGAUUACAUCCUAGAGGCGGAGUUGAUUUAUCACGUCCGCCACCACCAAAUACUGCUUGUAAUUGUUAA